GUGAUCUUGAGAGAAAGGAUACGGUAACGUUAUCCAGAACACUUCGGGAUGGAAGCACACUUGACCGACACGUUGUUGGCCGAAGAGAAGAUGGGCCCUUCGUCGCCAGUGACGCGUCCCUCCGCAUACCUCCGCAUCGCUGCGUAUGUGAUUGCAUUCAGUUCCUUCCUCUGGGGCUACGGCUUUACUGUGCUCAAUGUGUGCAUCGCCGAAAACGCCAAGGGCUCGAUCCUCCUGGAUUUCAAUCUCACGGAUGCGGAAAUCGAACUCGCGUCGUCGCUUGUUUUGAUCGGCGCGUGGUUCACUGCAGUUGCCACGGCCUCACUCGCGGACACGUACGGCCGACGCAUCGUGCUCCUCGUCAACAACGUGUUGUUCAUCGUGGGUGCGUUGUUGUGUGCACUGGCCACAUCCAAGGACACGAUCUACAUUGGUCGUACAAUCAUUGGGUUUGCAUGUGGCAUCGUCACGAAUGUAACCCCCAUUCUCCUGGCCGAAAUCGCCCCCGCGAACAUUCGAGGCCAAAUCACGACGUUGCAUCAGUUGAUGCUGACCAUCGGCAUAUUGGGCUCAUCCGUGUUGGGUUAUGCGCUCGUCACGUCCGUGCCGUCUGGAUGGCGCUAUGUCAAUGCGUUCGUGGCCGUACCUGCGAUUCUCCAAUGCAUGUUGACCCCGUGGAUCCCUGAAAGCCCUCGCUGGCUUCUCAGUCGCAAUCGUACCGACGACGCUAAAAUCCAACUCCGUUCGUUACGCCACAUUGUGUACGAGACAGAACUUGACGACGAAAUGCGGGAGAUUCAACUGGAUCUGUCGUCGACCCAAGAUCAUGACCAAAAGAAAGCCACCGUGGUAAGCUUAUGGCGGUACAAGAAGCCCAUGCUGCUGGGGACGCUGCUCGUCUUCUUUCAGGCGAUGACCGGCAUCAACACGGUCAUGUUGUAUUCAAGUAAAAUCUUCCAUUUUGCCGGCGUGGACAACUCGAUUAUGGCCACGGCAUCCGUGGGUACGAUCAACGUGUUGGCGACGGUCGUGUCGGUGGUGCUGGUUGACACAUGUGGCCGCAAGAUCCUUCUGCUCCUCAGCAGCGGCCUCAUGGCCGCAAGUUUGGGCGUGCUCAGCUACUCCCUGUUGACUUUGACGGGGAAAAUCCAGGGGGUGCUGGCUGUCGUGUGUGUGCUCGUGUUUGUGGCUGGGUUUGCCAUUGGGCUGGGAGCAGUCAUUUGGGUUGUGCUCGGAGAACUCACCCCCAGCUCGAUUCGAUCUCGCGCCAUGGGGUUCUUCAUGGCCGUUAGCUACGCGUGCAAUGUGUUUGUGGCUACGUGCACAUUGGGCAUCAUUCAAGCCCUGGGCACGGGACCCGACGUGACCAAGAAUGGCAUUGCCAAGCUCUACUUGAUCUGCUGUGGCCUGGCCGUGGCGUGCUUUUUGUUUAUCUGGGGAUACGUCCCGGAAACGAAGAAUAUAACGGUGUCGCAGAUUGUGACGGAGCGCCAGGAACGAGGGCAACCCGACGACGACGACGACCAACGCGAUGACCGUGCGUUGCUAUCGGACCACUGACCAUAAGGAGGGCCCUACCUGCUUAAGUGCCUAAAAUUUAAACAUUUUUGACUGGUAA
Molecule: messenger RNA, 1618 nt
Organism: Aphanomyces astaci
Lineage: Eukaryota; Oomycota; Saprolegniomycetes; Saprolegniales; Verrucalvaceae
Exons: 7
Coding region: 49-1560 (503 amino acids)
Biological process (GO): transmembrane transport
Cellular component (GO): membrane
Molecular function (GO): myo-inositol:proton symporter activity
Source: RefSeq, a predicted model, not a curated record